CAAACCGAUGUCGAGAAGGAAAAAGGGCUUUUGCUACAAGCUUUGAAUGUGCAGCUGGAAGCAAUUAAGUCCACCAUCCCCUGACAAACUGAGUGAGUGAAGCGAAGAGUUUCAGUGGCUCUUCAGACCUGCCCUAGUCAACACACGUUCGUCACGGAACCGAAAGCAACCAGUCUUGCAUUUUUUUAAUCAACACAACAGCAUUCGAUUUGUGGAUACCUGCCAAGUUGAUGCAUGCUUACCGUCAAGUGACACUCACAUUUUGGGUGUCCGUUAUCAUAAAAUCCUGAGUUGAAUGAACAACGGAAUCGUCCUGUUACCGGAGAAAAAUAUAUGACAAAUGCCCCUGGAAAUGGAUAUAAUGAGUCGACCCAACUAUUCUGAAACAGGGUUACACAAAAGCAAGAGGCGUCGAUCUGCAAAAAGCCAUGCAACCAAUGACGAUUCCGCAACGAAAAGGACAAACAGAAAAGACACUACGUACAGUGCCUCUGUUUUCAAUGAACUGCUUAUCUUAAAUUCCUCGUCGCCCGGAGCUGAGGAUAGUCAAAAGCCUCGUUCACAUGCCAACGCCCGCGAAAGGGAUCGUACUCAUAGUGUAAACAGCGCAUUCACCGCAUUGAGAACUUUGAUUCCUACUGAGCCAGCCGACAGGAAACUCUCAAAAAUUGAAACGCUACGUCUUGCCUCCAGUUACAUUGCUCAUCUUGGAACCCAACUUCUAGCAGGUCCAAUGGAACAACCCUGUUUAAAGCAUAACGGUCCAACCCCAGGUUUUGACAACUCCAAUCCACGUCCAGUGUGCACCUUCUGUUUGGCUAGUAUGAAAAAAAUGAAAAGUAUCGAUGGAUUAUGCUAUCGCGAAACGAACCAUUCGUCUAACAUGGACCCCUCAAGUGUACUCCACGAACUACCCGCUAUAAUAUCCACAUCGUCUAACGAUGCCUUUGAGCAUAACUUGAACCUUCUUUUCUACUAAACAAUUUUUUUCGAUAUGAUUGCAAUUGACGCUGUUAUUGUUCGACAACCUAUAUAGAUACCAAUGGGGUAGAGCACUAAUCGUUUAUUUUAGGGAUCAUAAUUUUUCCUCCUUUGUGCAUUUUGUGAUUUUAACUAUAGAAAAAAUGAUAUAAUACUAUGUCGUCAUUGAACCUUACGAUUUAAAAAAAAAAGCUAAUAAAAUUUAGAUACAAUUAGUAGACAUACUUGCUCUUCCACAGAGAAUUCCACAAAUCAAACAGGCCGGGUUCAGUGCUAGUGGAACGUUGAACUUUGCGACAUUCUUCGUUGACUUUUUUUUCUGUCAGAGUUAAAUCCAAGGAAGGAAAAUCCUUCAGAUAUUUUUCUGACAUUUUUUUCAGGUUCACGUGAACCAUUUGUUUAUUCAGGAGAGGUACGAUUAAAUUAUAAUCGUUAAUUUUUUUGUUGAUUUGUUUUACGUCGUCCUUUAGCUCGUCGAGUAAUUUGUUCCAUACAAACUUUUCACUUUCCGUCAAAGGCAUUUUGCCUAGUUUCCUUCUUCCUUCUUCUAAUCUAAACUUUAGAUUUGUUAUUUCGGAUCGAAUGUCCUUUUCCAACAUCACCCAUUGUGGAGAAAAUCCGUUUUCUAUCAGUACCUGCUUAUCAAGGUAUUUCAGAUUUGUAGGUUAGAUGUCAUUAUUCAAUUUAAUCAAGCACACAACUCUAUGCAAUAACCUGGUUUAUUUUGUGCGUAACGAUGUCAACGUAAGGGUUGUGGUUCUGA
This is a messenger RNA of Daphnia carinata, 1744 nucleotides long. RefSeq names its product class A basic helix-loop-helix protein 15-like. The transcript is spliced from 6 exons. Lineage: Eukaryota; Metazoa; Arthropoda; Branchiopoda; Diplostraca; Daphniidae. The coding region runs from base 341 to 979 and encodes 212 amino acids. Gene Ontology annotation, biological process: developmental process; regulation of transcription by RNA polymerase II. The record is from RefSeq and is a predicted model, not a curated record. Gene Ontology annotation, molecular function: DNA-binding transcription factor activity, RNA polymerase II-specific; RNA polymerase II transcription regulatory region sequence-specific DNA binding; protein dimerization activity.